This is a messenger RNA of Ostrinia furnacalis (Asian corn borer), 1852 nucleotides long. Its product is annotated as zinc finger protein 665. The transcript has 7 exons. Gene Ontology annotation, molecular function: RNA polymerase II cis-regulatory region sequence-specific DNA binding; DNA-binding transcription activator activity, RNA polymerase II-specific. NCBI's taxonomy places the organism in Eukaryota, Metazoa, Arthropoda, Insecta, Lepidoptera, Crambidae. The record is from RefSeq and is a predicted model, not a curated record. Gene Ontology annotation, cellular component: nucleus. Gene Ontology annotation, biological process: regulation of transcription by RNA polymerase II. The annotation marks the transcript as partial.
GAAAACAUUCCCCUAACACCUCUAACUAAUUUAAACACUGUCAAAAAAGACAUCUACGAUGCAGAAUUUGACUAUGACAUCGAAUAUAUCUUGCCCCAAGCCAUCUCAGAAACGCCCCCUGAAAAUUUUCUAGUCGAUGUCAUAAAACAAGAGCCCAAUGACAUUGAGAUUACUGUUGAAGACCGAUUCAAUAAUGACAGUUACCUCAACGAUGACAGCUACAGUGAUAACGAAGUGCUGACUAUAGAUUUUGACAAGCUAAAAGAAUUGGAAAACGACCAGAUAAAUGUUAAGAAGAAAAAAUCUACAAUCAAAUCAGAGGAGGUCGGGAAUCAGAGUAUAUUGAAGUAUCAAAGCAAGGCUAUAAUAACAGAUUUAAAUGUAGAUCUGACAGAUAUGAAGAAACAUUGCAGUAAGGUUGUGUUAAGUGAGAAGGAGAUAGAAGAGUUGUUGGAGAGAGACAAAGCUAUACAUAAAGUGAUGCCGUUUAAGUGUAAGGUUUGCAAGAAGGCUUACAGGCGGUCGAUCGAUCUAAGAAGGCACGAGGUUUUCAACCAUAUGGAGUCUCCCCCAUCGAAAUGCACCGAAUGUGACGUCACGAUAUCCUCCUGGCAAGCCUUACGCAAGCAUUGGCGACGUCAUAACGCGUACUACGCAUGCGUGGCGUGCGGUUGGCUGUCUCACUCCCGCGCGGCGCUCACCAAGCAUCUGUCUCGCUCGCACGCACGCGCGUACGCAUGUCGCGACUGCGAUAUUACCUGCAGUACUCUAAGGGAAUUCAGCAACCACUACAAGGAAAGCCACGAGCGAAUCAUAUGCGACCACUGUAACAAGAGUUUUGUUAAAAAGAAAACACUGGAGAUACAUAUCAAGCGCCACCACACCCCAGCUACCUGCAUAGAAUGUAACCGGACCUACGCUCACUACCACGUCUUAGAGAACCACUACCGCAUGCAACACCCACACUUGACCAAGAGUAGUCACUUGAGCGUCGAACUGGCGUACUGCGUGGAAUGCGACAAGCAAUUCCCGACGGUGUACAAGUAUAAGCGACAUCUAGCGACGGCUGCUAAGCACACACCGCCUAAGAGGGUCAGGGUCCCCUGCCCAGAAUGCGGCAAAGUCUUCGCUCGUAAGAUCCGGAUGACCAACCAUUACAAGUCUGUGCAUGUCAACACGACUAAACAUCGAUGUGACAUUUGCAACAAGACCUUCUGCUCGGCGUUCUCAGCGCGGACUCACAGACAACACGUGCACGAGAAGAUUCCGAUGCCGAAAAACAAAAUGUGUGACAUAUGCGGGCGAGGGUUCAGCACCAACCGCAUCUUAGCGAACCACCGACGCACGCACACAGGCGAGCGGCCGUACAAAUGCGCGCAUUGUCCAGCGACGUUCGCGCAACAUACGGCUAUGAGCACGCAUGCGCGAACACAGCACUUGCGCCGACGCCCCGAAAACGAAAACAGCUGAAGACAGUCCGCGUAGUGUUGUGAGCAGGGAUGCUAUGGAUAUCCGUAACCAAUGGGUUAUAAGUUUAUCGGAUAUCCGAAAUAAAAAAUAUCCGAAACCGAUUCAAGUUUUGGAUAAUCGGAUCGUUUAGGCGCGAUUGAUACAAUUCGCAAUUGGUCCAAUCAUGAAAAAUUUACAAAUUCGCGAUUGGUCCAAUUCGCGAUUGGUCCAAUUCGCGAUUGGUCCAAUUCGCGAUUGGUCCAAUUCGCUAUUGGUCCAAUUCUGACCAAUCGCGCCUAAACGAUUUCGGAUAAAGGCAACACUAAGUACGGAACUAUUCCCACCUCUCGUUCCCACCGCUGCAACUCCUGUGUAGCCAGGAUCUACAGCUUGAACCCCUAUA